Messenger RNA from Candidula unifasciata, 1195 nucleotides. NCBI's taxonomy places the organism in Eukaryota, Metazoa, Mollusca, Gastropoda, Stylommatophora, Geomitridae. The record is from the annotation of a GenBank genome assembly.
AAAUAAAGCCAUUGCAGACUAUCUCUACUCGAAUGGGUUCCAAGGUGCACUGGAGCAUUUCCAGAAAGAAGCUGGACUGUCACCAGAGAUAGAGAAGAAGUUCAGUGGCCUGCUGGAAAAGCGAUGGACGUCAGUCAUCAGGCUCCAGAAGAAGGUGAUGGACCUGGAGACCAAACUCACAGAGGCAGAAGAGGAGGUCAACAGUGGCGCCCCCACGCGAGACCGCCGCCAGCCAGGAGAGUGGAUCCCUAGGCCACCAGAACGUUAUUGCCUGAGUGGACAUCGCAGUCCGGUGACAAGGGUUGUGUUCCACCCAUACUACAGUGUCAUGGUCUCAUGCAGUGAGGAUGCUACCAUCAGGGUAUGGGAUUAUGAAUCUGGUGACUACGAGAGAUCUCUGAAGGGUCACACUGAUUCUGUGCAGGAUGUUGCUUUUGACAGUUCUGGAAAGUUUCUGGUUUCCUGCUCUGCAGACAUGACUAUUAAACUCUGGGAUUUUAAUGGAUACGAGUGUACUAAAACCAUGUUUGGUCAUGACCACAAUGUGUCCAGCGUGACCUUCAUGCCGUCUGGUGACUUUGUUUUAUCAUCGUCCCGAGAUAAAACCAUCAAGAUGUGGGAUGUGGCCACUGGCUACUGUGUGAAAACUUACACAGGCCACAGGGAAUGGGUUCGAAUGGUCAAGGUUUAUCAAGAUGGAUCCCUGCUAGCCAGUUGUUCAAAUGAUCAGACUGUUCGUGUGUGGGUAACGGCCACCAAGGAAUGUAAAGCUGAGCUUCGGGAACACGAACACGUGGUGGAGUGUAUAGCCUGGGCUCCAGACUCUGCCCAGCCCGCCAUCAAUGAAGCUUCAGGGACAGAGGCGAAGAGUGCCAAGCGUUCUGGGCCAUUCCUGAUAUCUGGCUCUAGAGAUAAGACAUUGAAGAUGUGGGAUGUGAGCGUUGGGCUUUGUCUAUUUACAUUGGCUGGCCAUGACAACUGGAUCCGUGGAGUGGUGUUCCACCCUGGUGGCAAAUACAUCCUCUCUGCGGCCGAUGACAAAACUAUCCGAGCGUGGGACAUCCAGAACAAACGUAACCACAAGGUCUUGCAGGCGCACCCCCAUUUUGUGACAUCGAUUGACAUGCACAGGAAUGCCCCCUACGUAAUCACAGGCAGUGUAGACACCACAGUGAAAGUAUGGGAGUGUCGCUAG